Ostreococcus lucimarinus CCE9901 is the source of this 504-nucleotide messenger RNA. RefSeq lists its product with no specific name. Gene Ontology annotation, biological process: tRNA methylation; RNA (guanine-N7)-methylation. The transcript has a single exon. Gene Ontology annotation, molecular function: tRNA (guanine(46)-N7)-methyltransferase activity. Gene Ontology annotation, cellular component: tRNA methyltransferase complex. Bases 1 to 504 code for a protein of 167 amino acids. Lineage: Eukaryota; Viridiplantae; Chlorophyta; Mamiellophyceae; Mamiellales; Bathycoccaceae. The record is from RefSeq and is a predicted model, not a curated record.
AUGGGUGAUAACUUGUUGAGCUCGGCGGCGGCGUUCGACGACCACGUCUUCGUCGGAUGCGAGGUGCACCGACCGGGCGUCGCGCAGGCGCUGAUGGGAAUCGAAGCGCGCGGCCUUGGCGACCGCGUCAAGGUGUCGAGAGCGGACGGAUUGUGGGUGCUGGACGCGUACGCCACGGCGCGCUCGCUGGACGAAGUCGCGUGCCACUUUCCGGACCCGUGGCGCGGCGAAUCCAAAGCGCACAGGCGCUUGGUGAAUCCUCUGCUGUUCGUCCUGCUCGAAAGGGCGCUGCGACCGGGAGGCAGGCUGAGCGUGGCGACGGACGACGCCGAGUACGCCGAGCACGUGCGCCGCGUGUUUCGCGACUUUGCGCAACCGCGCGGUUGGGCGCGGUGCGACGCUUUCGCUCGAUUCGACAGCAAGUAUUCGCUCAAGGCUUCGGAGGAAGGUCGCGAGUGCGUCGAUUUUAGGUUUCGUUUCCCGGGAUCGAUCGACGUCGCGUGA